CAAAAACUUGUUAACGUCGAUAUUCCGUUGGGUACAUUUCGAAGUCGAGAAAAUGGUAUCUCUAUAUUCGUUGAUUAAAUUGCUCGUUGUCGCCAUGUCAGGUGAAAUUCAUAAUCACGUUGAAGAUUUGCCUUUUCCUAAUAAAACCAACAAUAAUAAUAACGCCGAUGAAAAGAAGACCGAUGAAUCAGAGGAUUCUAAUGAUAGCUUGCAGGGUUUGAGCUGUGAAAUUUGCAGGGUUAAAGUCACCAGUGCGAAGAUAUUUCAAAGGCAUUUAGAAGGAAGGAAGCACAAAUUGCGAGUCGAAAGGCAAGGAAAGCAGUUCAAAUGCGAUUUAUGCGAUAUAAUAGCGAAUAGCGAAAUUCAACUGGAAAUUCAUCUGAGAAGUGCGAAACACAAGGCUAGACAGCACAGAAAGGAAAAUCCCCGCUGGGCCAUUUUUCAUUUUCUCUCGUCGAAAAUAUCUCUACUUAUAUUUGUAACGUUUGUAUGUAUACUUUUAAAUUUAUUUCUACUAUUCAAAUCUUUUUUCUAAUAUUUUAAUUCUACUUAAACUUUGUGAAGCGGAUAUGUGAUCGAAAUGGGCUGAAUUAUUUUCCUACGAUUAUUUUAUUUAAGUUCCAUAAAAUAAAUUGUUAUUCUAUUUAAAUAUUUAAUAUACAAUUUAUGAGUUCUUAUUAACUCGGCCAAUAUUGUUGAGAUCGAAUGCAAUCAAAUUAAUGUAAAUUCGAUACAUCAUUUGUAACGAAUGAACUAAAAUAUUAUUCAAGUUAUUCGUAUCGUUCUAAAUUAUUUUAUAAAUGGCAUUAGUCGUGAUUAUAAAAUUUAAUUUACAGAUAUGUAUAACAAAAAUU
Molecule: messenger RNA, 854 nt
Organism: Phyllotreta striolata
Lineage: Eukaryota; Metazoa; Arthropoda; Insecta; Coleoptera; Chrysomelidae
Source: the annotation of a GenBank genome assembly